GGUCAGACUCGGAUUAGGGAAUUUUAUUUUAUAUUUCCUAACUUAGGUGUAGCCAAAAACCCAGACUAUAGAUAGGCUUUGAGGCCAUUAUUCAUACCACUAGUGUGGUAGCUGGCCUCUUUGCUAUAAAAAUUACUUUUCUGGUUAGGCAUGGAGGAGCUAGCUACUAUCAAAGCUCUGUUGUUGCUUUCUUUCGUUAUUUUUUGUUCCUUGUUGAGUUAGUGAAAGAAGAAGAAGACUUCGGCGAGUAUGGCAGAAACUAUAGCGGGGCCUUUCGUAUCCUUUGUGGUAAAAAGGCUGGGAGAGGUGCUUAUCCAAGAAGCGAAUUUCUUGCGUGGGGUUAGCGUUCAAGUUGAGGAAAUGCAAAUGGAGUUGAAUCGAAUGCAAUGCUUUUUGAAAGAUGCAGCUGCAAAGCAAGAAGGAGACAAGAAAGUCCACAACUGGGUUGCCGAGAUCAGAGAAGCUGCUUAUGAUGCUGACGAUGUAAUUGACAAGUUCAUUAUCAAAGUUGCAUUCAAAAGAGAAACAGGUACAUGUAUCCUCAAUGUCCUCAUGAGGUAUUCUUGUGUCUUCAAGAAUAGUACAUCCAUCCAUAAGGUCGGGGUGGAGAUCAAGUCUAUUAAAACCAAGAUCGCUAGCAUCAGGACAAGUUUAGAGACUUAUGGUGUAAGUGCAAUACGUGAAGGAGAAAGUUCAAGUUCUGAGAAGCAACGACUGUUAAGGCAGUCUUAUCCUCAUAUCGUGGAGGAGGAUAUUGUUGGCUUAGAUGAUGACUUAAAAACAAUAGCGGAACAUCUGGUGAAGGAAGAGAGACAGUGUCGAGUUGUUUCCAUUUGGGGGAUGGGCGGUCUUGGCAAGACCACCCUUGCUAAGAAAGUUUACAAUCAAAGUGAUGUCAGGCGUCAUUUUGAUUCUUUUGCUUGGACUUUUAUAUCUCAACAAUGCAAUACUAGAGAAGUUUUAGAAGAUAUUCUAAUCGGGCUUACCUCUCCGUCCCUCGAUGAGAGGAAAAAAAUCAAAAUAAUGAAUCAUGGUGAGCUAGUUGCAGAACUUUUUCAAUUCCAAAGUCAAAAGAAAUGUUUGGUGGUUAUCGAUGACAUUUGGAAGGCUCAAGAUUGGGAAAUUUUGAGUCCGGCCUUCCCGAAUAAAAAAGAUACAGGUAGCAAAAUACUGCUAACUACUCGCAUAGAAGAAGUGGCUUCGUACGCUGAUCAACAGCAUAAUCUGAGGCAUUUAACUGAAGAUGAGAGUUGGAAACUGUUUGAAGAGAAAGCAUUUCCAGAAUUUGAAUUGAGCACUAAAAUGAUGGAGUUGGGGAAGGAAAUGGUGAAGCAAUGUGGGGGUCUACCGUUGGCCAUUGUGGUAUUAGGAGGACUUCUAGCAAACAAACACCAGAUGGAGGAGUGGGAGACGGUGAGUAGAAACAUCUGUUAUUACUUAAACAAGAAGGGUCAAGGCAGCCAUGGAGGAGUUCCAGUAUCAGACAUUUUAGCUUUAAGUUACCAAGACUUGCCGUACCAUCUCAAGGCAUGCUUUCUGUAUUUGAGCCAUAUUCCUGAAGAUCAUGAUAUACCAGCAAAAAAAUUAGUUCAAAUGUGGAUGGCUGAAGGCAUUGUGUCAUCAUCGGUAAAAGAGACAAUGUUGGAUGUUGGAAUGAGUUAUUUAAUUGAGCUAGCACAGAGAUGUAUGGUUCAAGUCCAAUUAACAAGAUUCAGUAGAAGGAUUAAACUUUGUCGCCUCCACGAUCUCAUGCGGGACUUAUGCUUGUUGAAAGCUCAAGAGGAGAAUUUUCUCCAGGUUGUUCACGUUGAAGCCUUUGAUAAUCACCAGCUCAAGUGGGAAAACUCUGCCUCUUCAUCUUCGUUGUCACCGUUGACUACAACUCGUAGGCUUGCUGUGUACUAUUCGGGUGAUCAUGAAGCGAACAGUGUAAGGCAAGAAUAUAUUAAUCUCCGCGAACUAACUAAUCAUCACCAUUUGCGAUCAUGCCAUUUUUACUUCUUUGGAAACGAUUUGGAAACUUUUGGUUGGAAACAGAUAAAAUCACUUCUCAAGUGCUUCAAGUUGCUAAGAAUUUUAGAUGUCGAAGGAAUGAAAAUCGAAGGAGAGUACGGGAUGUUGCCGAGAGACAUAGGAAACCUGUUUCACUUAAGAUAUUUAAAUAUAAACAAUUCUUGUAUUCGAAGUGUGCCUUCUUCUAUAGGCAACUUGAGAUUCCUCCAAACCCUAGAUCUAAGGACAUAUUCAUAUCUAGAAAUACCCAAUGUCCUGUGGAGGUUGGAACAAUUGAGACAUCUAUAUCUUCCUGGUGGAAUCAAGUUGACUCGUACAAGUAAGUUACGAUUGGAUGGUUUGAACAAAUUGGAGACACUAGAAGCCUUUGAUACAGAGUUUUGUGAUGUCAGAUACUUUCCCAAAUUGACAAAUCUUCGAAAAGUUGAAAUUGGUUGGGUAUCCCCCGAAGACUUGGUGGCGAUCCCUAAAUCUCCAAUCCUCCUCAAUAAUUCAAACAGCCUUCUUCUACCAUCUUCAUCCAUCAAGAUUAAAGGAGAUUUCCGAACAGAAGAAGAACAAAGCCUUUUAAGGCAACUUUUAGGAUGCCACAAUCUUCGCAAAUUUUAUUUAUGGGGAUCCCUGAAUGUGGUUAAUAAAUUGCUAGACCAAUUCCAUCCAAAUCUCACCAACUUAUUGUUGGCGAAUACUAAACUAGAGGAAGACCCAAUGCCAACAUUAGAGAAGUUGCCUAACUUAAGGAGUCUCUCCUUAUAUUACGAUGCCUACAUUGGAAAGGAGAUGGUUUGUUCUUCUGCACCACUAACAACAACGGCGCCAUCCAGCAGCAGUGGUGGAGGACGAGGGGGCUAUGGCGGCUGUGAUGGUGGAGGUCUUCCAAAACUCAUAUCUUUAGACCUCUGGAAUAUUGAAAACUUGGAGGAUUGGAGGGUGGAACAAGGAGCCAUGCCCUGUCUCUUCCGUUUACAAAUUAGAGGAUGCAAAAAAUUGAAGGAGAUUCCGGAUGGAUUGAGGUUCAUUACCACCCUCCAAGAAUUGGUUGUUAGAUACGCAUCUGAAGCACUCAAAGACAGGGUUCGAGAAGGAGGAGAGGACUUCUACAAAGUUAAGCUCGUGCCUUCCAUCAUAUUAGAAUAAGAAUUGACGAUUGAUCUUUCUCGGAUCUUCCUACAUUUACAUCAGGCUUCAUUGGGGUUUUGGGGACUUCAUUGUUAACUCUGCAUAUAAGCCACCUUGAAGACUCUGACACAUCACUCAGUCCCUUAAUCUAUGGUAGUGUUGCUAGAAUGAUUAUGGGCAGGAAUGGAAUGACUAUGCCUUGGCUUCCGUUUGCACCUAUUUUCAUAAAAUUCCUAUUGACAGGUGGUCCAGUCAAUUGAGGACACGUGGCUAAGUCCAGGUUGCAUAGUUGGCAUCAUAAAACAAGGUCAUCAGGGUUUGUGCCUAUGAGUUAACAUUGGAUGAUGGAGUAGUUACUGGCAGUGAUCAUGGACUUAGUGGGCAAUCCUUCAAGAGGAAGCAUGAACAAAGUAGGAGUCUUUCUCUAUUAAAGGAAGGUUAGAAGGGUUUGUAGGCACGUGAUAACUUGAAGAAGGGGCAGUUCGACAGAUAGAAGUGAAGGUCUAAUGUGAUUGGAAGGCCUAGAAGCCAAGAAGUAGUUAUAGCAGUUACACAACAGAAGUUGCAGAUUGAGGAGAUCAUGAGGGCAUGGGAAAGGAGAAGUAUAAAAGCCAGAAAUUUGCAGAGAGAGGAGACAUCAACAACAAUACAACAACUUAGUUUUAGACUUAGAGUAGUUUCAAUUGUAAUUUAGGAGUAGUUUCUUCGAUUGUAAAUUGUACUUUUUUUAGUGAACUUCAGUAAUUUCAAUCUGAAAUUACUUCUGUUUAUUCAAAUCUGCUUGGUUACCAUCAGUUGAUAUAAAAAGUGUGUUCUUUCUUCUUA
Camellia sinensis is the source of this 3957-nucleotide messenger RNA. NCBI's taxonomy places the organism in Eukaryota, Viridiplantae, Streptophyta, Magnoliopsida, Ericales, Theaceae. The record is from RefSeq and is a predicted model, not a curated record.